UUAAGCUCACAAAUAAUCAAACACAAGGUGAAAAGAUUAUCAUCAUCUUCUUCAUCUUCAACACACAUAGAUCAUCCAGAAAAAGAAAAAGAAAAAAAAGAGAAAACUAGGGCAUGGCUACCUGCAACAUGGCAUCAGCUGCAACUGGGAUUGUUCUAACUCUGAGCUCCAACACAGCCACCACAUCAUCAUCAUCUUCCACCAGGACAAACUUGUCCUUCUCUCUCAAGAACCCUAUUACUACUACUACUACUACUUCUGCAGCUUCUAGAAAGCUGGUAACUGUCCGUGCCGCCAGUGAUGAAGAAACACCUGCUAAGACAGAGGCGCCAGCAGAGGCUAAGGCAGCCCCUAAACCACCACCCAUUGGACCUAAGAGAGGUGCAAAGGUGCGGAUCCUGAGGAGGGAAUCCUAUUGGUUCAAGGGAGUUGGGUCUGUGGUAGCAGUUGAUCAGGAUCCAAAGACAAGAUACCCAGUUGUGGUUAGGUUCAACAAGGUUAACUACGCCAACGUAUCCACCAACAACUAUGCUUUGGACGAGGUUCAAGAACUAGACUAAAAAAGACCCUGUCUACUUUACUAUUCAAAUUGUUCUUCUUUUGAGUUGUGUCAUUCUCUACUACUUCUUUGUAAACACCAACAGCUGUUUUUCUUCUAUCAAUCUCCCCCUCUUUUCCCA
Messenger RNA from Impatiens glandulifera, 680 nucleotides. Its product is annotated as photosystem I reaction center subunit IV, chloroplastic-like. The record is from RefSeq and is a predicted model, not a curated record. The coding region runs from base 114 to 560 and encodes 148 amino acids. The transcript is spliced from 3 exons. Gene Ontology annotation, biological process: photosynthesis. Lineage: Eukaryota; Viridiplantae; Streptophyta; Magnoliopsida; Ericales; Balsaminaceae. Gene Ontology annotation, cellular component: photosystem I; photosystem I reaction center.